Messenger RNA from Hyaena hyaena (striped hyena), 2798 nucleotides. It is a transcript of the gene DGLUCY, whose product is annotated as D-glutamate cyclase. The coding region runs from base 372 to 2327 and encodes 651 amino acids. The record is from RefSeq and is a predicted model, not a curated record. Gene Ontology annotation, biological process: glutamate metabolic process. The transcript has 16 exons. Gene Ontology annotation, molecular function: D-glutamate cyclase activity. Lineage: Eukaryota; Metazoa; Chordata; Mammalia; Carnivora; Hyaenidae.
CAAUCCAGUGUACAGGGCUGGGCUGGGUGUGCAGACCCAACCAGGCCCGAGCCUGGGUCCCAAAGGCAGGCCCCAGUGGCGCCGAAGAAAGGGGACCUUUAUGCCUUUUGGAGGGAAGCACACAUUCUGCGAGGCCGUGGAAACAAAGAGAGGAACUGUUUGUAGUCCUAGUCCAGACGUCCCAAACAAACAGAGGUCCCCAACAAGCCCUGGGAAGAGCCACUUGGGAGGAGCUCCCUCUGCCUAGAAAUUUUACACCUGCCGCAACCGCCUACAACAAAAACACGGAAACUGGGAAUGCAGAAGGUCCACGUGAGCAAUCACAAGGUGUAACAGCAGCUGCAGAAGUCUCUGGCCCAUUCAAAGACGUCAUGAUAACCACACUUCACCUGAAGUCCUGCCUUCCCUCUACCAUAAGGUGCUUGAUCCUACAAAAGACACCAAACAUCAGAAAUGUGUCCAGCAUGGCUGGGGGGCUCCGGCCAGCCAGCGUGGUGGUCCUGCACAGGUCCCUGGCUCCAGCCUUUGAAAAGUUCUGCCAAGCCAACAGUGGCGCUCUGCCCCUGCUGGGCCUGACCGAGCCAGGCAAGUGGACGUUGCCCGCCCCGAGCGCUGUCCCGGACACCAGGACAGGCCGUCCCCAGUUCCGGAAGUACGAGUUUGGUGCCUGCACGGGCAGCCUGGCCUCGCUGGAGGAGUAUUCGGGGCAGCUGAGGGACAUGGUGGCCUUCCUCGUGGACUGCAGCUUCUCCCCAGAGGCAGCCUUGGAGAAGGUGGGGCUCCCCAGAAGAGCCUCCACAGGCCAUGGUCACGUGGGUGCAUACAAGACAACAGUGCCUUGUGCCACCAUUGCUGGCUUUUGCUGCCACCUGGUGGUCACAAUGAGGCCCAUCCCCAAGGACAAGCUGGAGGGGCUGGUGCAAGCCUGUUGCUCCACGGGGAAUAAGGGACAUCCUGUUCAUAUCGGCCACCCAGAAUGGUUGGGAAUCAAAGAUCUUUCCAGACCUGACUAUGGGGAGCCUGUGGUGUGUCAGCCGGGGGACAUCCCAGUGUUCUGGCCUUCUCCGAUGACCAGCCUCGAAGCUGUCAGCAGCUGCAGGACCCCGCUGGCUUUCACCAGUGCACCGGGCUGCACAGUCAUGACCAACCUUAAGAAUCCGGAGGCUCCAGCCAGUCGUUUUACCCCUGAGGGAAUUCCUGAGGUCCAUCACAUUUCCCAGGAUCCUUUGCACUACAGCAUUGCGUCGGCUUCAGCUGUUCAGAAGAUUAGAGAACUAGAGACUAUAAUAGCCGCAGACCCAGGCCGCCGGGGGAUCGGGCACCUGCUCUGUAAAGAUGAGCUGCUGAGGGCCUCCCUGUCACUGUCCCACUCCCGGUCGGUGCUCAUCACCACGGGCUUCCCCACGCACUUCAACCACGAGCCCCAGGAAGAGACGGAUGGCCCCCCGGGAGCCAUUGCUCUGGCCGCCUGCCUGCAAGCCUUGGGGAAGGAGGUCUCCAUGAUCGUUGACCUGAGAGACUUGAGUUUGUUCAAGAAGCUUGUUGAAGAGGCUGUUGAGCAAGGUGUCCUGAAGUCACAGAUCCCCGUAUUAACGUUCCAAGGUGAAUCAGCAGGAGCUGCUCAGGCAUUUCUCUGCAAAGAUGGGGACCCCAAGUCACCUAGAUUUGACCAUCUGUUGGCAAUAGAGCGCACAGGAAGGGCCGCCGAUGGUAAUUACUAUAAUGCGAGGAAGAUGAACAUCAAGCACUUGGUUGACCCCAUUGAUGAUCUUUUCCUGGCAGCACAGAAGAUUCCUGGAAUCUCAUCUUCUGGGGUCGGUGACGGGGGCAACGAGCUUGGGAUGGGCAAAGUCAAGGAGGCUGUGAAGAGACACAUACGAAAUGGGGAUGUGAUCGCCUGUGACGUGGAGACCGACUUUGCUGUCAUCGCUGGUGUUUCUAACUGGGGAGGCUAUGCUUUGGCCUGUGCGCUGUACAUCCUAAACUCAAGUGAGGUCCACAGGCGUUACCUAAGGAAGGCAACUGGGCCCUCCGGAGCACCUGGGGAGCAGAACUGGGCUGAGGCCCUUCCGUCCGUUGCUAAGGCGGAUGGAAAUGCAGGCCCUCGGGCCAGCUGUGAAGAGACAGUUCUCAGGUGGCUUUGCCAGAGCUCUCUCUGUUGUUUGGACCAGUUUUCGGAAGAAAAAAUGUUGGCCAUCCUGGUGCGGCACGAAGUUCGGAGUGGAGCCUCGGGCAACGUGGGCAUGGAGGUGGACGGGCUGCCCUUCCACAGCACCCACGCCCAGAUAAUCCAGAAGCUGGUGGAUGUCACCACAAUGUGUGUGUGACUGUGCGUGCAGAGUGCGUCCCAGAUGGCCAUGCCUGGAUCCAGGGAGGAGUUCCCUGAGCCUCCCCCCCGCCCCCCGCCCCAGAAUCUUUCCACACAGUCCAGCGUGAGCAAGGCCCGGGACACCGCGCGCCUCCUGCCUGGGACGGGAUAGUGCAGGUGAUGAGAACCAAGGAGAAUGUUUCUUCGGGCUUCCCAGUUUUUUGCUUUUCUUCCUAAGUGCUAAGAGGCAUUGAUUUCAACCCCCCUGCCCCAGGCUUCUUCAGAACACCCGCAUGGUCUGCUCUGAGAGUUUUCUGACCAACCCCUUAAUGGGGACACCAGCAAAAAUAUUACUCGCCAGGCAGACACAAGAGUGGGCCUGGCUGGAGCCAUGAAUAACCCCCCAGGCUAAUUAAGAUAUAGGGGAAAACCGGGCGGGCAUCUGGGUGGCUCAGUCCGUUAAGCGUCUGACCCUUGAUUUUGGCUCAGG